This is a messenger RNA of Vitis vinifera (wine grape), 1205 nucleotides long. RefSeq names its product GDSL esterase/lipase 2. Lineage: Eukaryota; Viridiplantae; Streptophyta; Magnoliopsida; Vitales; Vitaceae. The record is from RefSeq and is a predicted model, not a curated record. Bases 1 to 1083 code for a protein of 360 amino acids. Gene Ontology annotation, molecular function: lipase activity. The transcript is spliced from 6 exons. Gene Ontology annotation, biological process: lipid metabolic process.
AUGUUUCAGCACUUUUCUGACACUCCAUGCCUACUCAUUCCAUCAAGAGGCCUGAGUCAUCCCCACCAGAUCCAGAAGCAUGUGGCAUUUUUCGUCUUUGGGGAUUCGCUUUUUGAUGCUGGAAACAAUAAGUACAUCAACACCACUGAUCAACGGGCAAAUUUCUGGCCAUAUGGCGAAACCUUCUUUGGGCACCCCACUGGGAGAUUUUCAGAUGGCCGCCUGAUCCCUGAUUUUAUAGCUGAGUAUGCAAAACUCCCAUUCCUUCCACCAUAUCUACAACCUGGUAGUAAUCAACUUACUUAUGGGGCAAACUUUGCAUUUGCUGGAGCUGGUGCUCUAGAUGAGACUAAUCAAGGAAAGGUGAUAAACCUUAAUACACAGCUGACCUAUUUUAAGAACAUGGAGAAACUGUUGAGGCAGAAGCUAGGUAAUGAAGCUGCAAAGAAAAUUCUAUUAGAAGCUGUUUACUUGAUUAGCAUUGGAACCAAUGACUACUUGAGCCCUUACUUCACAAACUCAACUGUGCUUCAGUCCUACCCUCAGAAGCUAUACCGGCAUAUGGUGAUUGGAAAUUUGACGGUUGUAAUCGAAGAAAUAUACGAGAAGGGAGGAAGGAAGCUUGGGGUUCUUAGCUUGGGGCCAUUAGGUUGCAUACCAGCCAUGAAAGCAAUCAAGAAACCAGGAACUGGUGAGUGUAUAGAAGAAGCCUCAGAGCAAGCAAAACUACACAACAAAGCUCUGUCCAAGGUUCUGCAGAAGCUAGAGAGCAAGUUAAAAGGAUUCAAAUACUCGAUGUUUGAUUUCUAUUCCACUUUUGAGGACAGAAUGGAAAACCCUUCAAAAUAUGGUUUCAACGAGGGGAAGACAGCAUGCUGUGGCUCAGGUCCCUACAGGGCUCUUGUUAGCUGUGGGGGGAAGGGAACAAUGAAAGAGUAUGAGUUAUGCAGCAAUGUAAGGGAAUAUGUGUUCUUUGAUGGAGGUCAUCCUACUGACAAGGCCAACCAGGAAAUGGCCAAGUUAAUGUGGAGUGGAACUCACAACAUUACAGGACCCUACAAUUUGAAAGAACUAUUUGCUUGAACUAUGUUAUAGCAUUUUGCUGGCAUUCAUGAUAUGUACCUCAUAUUUUUUAAUACCUGAUAAAUGUGCUCAAUGUUUGGUUUCUUCUGAAUGGAAGUUCUGUUGAGGCAAUUGCAUUGGAG